Messenger RNA from Pygocentrus nattereri (red-bellied piranha), 1236 nucleotides. Its product is annotated as dual specificity protein phosphatase 18. Gene Ontology annotation, biological process: protein dephosphorylation. The coding region runs from base 158 to 727 and encodes 189 amino acids. NCBI's taxonomy places the organism in Eukaryota, Metazoa, Chordata, Actinopteri, Characiformes, Serrasalmidae. The transcript has 2 exons. The record is from RefSeq and is a predicted model, not a curated record. Gene Ontology annotation, cellular component: cytoplasm. Gene Ontology annotation, molecular function: MAP kinase tyrosine/serine/threonine phosphatase activity.
UAAAAUUAGCCUCUCUCUCCAUUGGUCAGAAGCUCCUCAAGCCUUUUUAUGGGUUCAGUGUGCCAACAGGGAGUUUCCUUCAGCAGAGGAAGCAUGCUCGUGAGAGAGAGAGAGACAGACAGAGGGACAGAGACACCACACCAAGGGACCAGCCUCCAUGUCUAUGUCCCAGAUCACCCCGACUCUUUUCCUGAGUGGUGCUGAUGCUCCGCUGAACCAGGCCCUGGUGACCCGUAAAGGCAUCACCCUCAUCGUUAACGCCACCCUUUUACACACUUGUCCCAGGUACCCGGGCGUGGAGUGCAUCCGCGUGGCCGUUUCUGACCUGCCCAGCGCUCGGCUAAGCGAACACUUUGACAGGGUGUCUACCCGUAUCCAUAACAACCGGGCUGGUGGGACUUUGGUCCACUGCGCUGCCGGCAUGAGCCGCUCGCCCGCUUUGAUAAUGGCCUACCUCAUGAAAUAUAAAGGAGUGACCCUCCAGCAGGCGCACAGCUGGGUCCAGAGGAGCCGACCCUACAUCCGUCUCAAUGCAGGCUUCUGGGACCAGCUUCUGGACUAUGAGCGGAAACUGUAUGGAAAGAAUACUGUAAAAGUGGCUGUUCCACUGGAGCCACUGCCACAGCCCAAAACACCUAAACUGACCCCCAGAUUCAGCCUGAGAGAAUGUCCCCCAUCUCCGUGGCUGGGCCGGGCUAGACGGUUCACGUUCCCAAAAAUAAUUUGAUAAUUAAAAACACUCUCUCUGUUAUCUCUGGUUGUGUUAAAGGGAUGGUCUGGCAAAAAAACCAAAUUUGCAUUAUUUGUCUCUUACCUCAGAGGCCAUAGAUCAGCCGAGACAUAUUUGGUGGUUAGACAGCACAGGUGGUGGACUCCGCCUCCCUUUCCUGACCUCUGGGGUAAAAAGAAAAUUGUGUACUUUUUUGCCAAAUUAGACCUUUAACUGUGACGAUUGUUUUUGCUGAACACACACUUCUAAUAGAAACCACUGGGCUGAUGAUUAAGCGAGUGUCCACUGACUUCUAUAAAACAACUGCCCAUUGAUUUAUAUUAUAAAUCAACUUCCCAUUGAUGUCUAUUAUAAAUCAGCUGCCCACUGGCUUCUAUUAUAAAGAUACUGACUAUUGACUUCUACUUUUAAUCAGUUGCUCACUGACCUCUAUUAUAAAUCAUCUGCCCAUUGGUUUAUAUUAUAAAUCUACUUUCCAUUGAUGUCUAUUAUUAAUCAGCUGCCCA